UCGGCGGCCUGCGCAUGGACACCGAGUACGAGUUCUCAGUCACGCCGCUCGACCGGCGCAUGACCAAGGAGCGCCAGCACAGCAAGAGCGUGCAGGUCCGCACCAAGGCAUUCUCGGCAAGCACGCGCUGUCUGGCGGGCGCCAGCGAGGUGACCGUGCACACGGGACCACACUUCGCCGGUCGUCUCUCGGUCGAGGACGACCCGAGCGGGGCCUGCGGCGUGCAGGGAGACCCGGACAGUGAACGACAGGUGUACGUCCUGAGGAUCGAUCACAGCGCCUGCCGCACCGAGAAGCGGGACAUGGAGGUGCGCACGUUCGUCAUGGUGCAGGAGCAGGACACGAUCCAAACGCACAGCACGCGCCGCUUCCUCGUCAUCUGCAACUACCAGUCUCACUCAUUUACCGUCAGCGCAGGGGUGAACCUGCCGAAGCUGCCGCUGCUGACGGCCGUGGGGUCACGAGUGGAGGCGGUGCCGGCC
Molecule: messenger RNA, 482 nt
Organism: Pollicipes pollicipes
Lineage: Eukaryota; Metazoa; Arthropoda; Thecostraca; Pollicipedomorpha; Pollicipedidae
Exons: 4
Source: RefSeq, a predicted model, not a curated record